AUGAAGGUUACGGCGUUUCUUCCCGGCGUCUGCGGCCUCGCUCUCGUCCUCCUCCUCCUCCUUCCCUUCAAUGCCGCUGGUGUGGAGUCCCGUGGACCUCUGGGCGGCUACCACUGGUACACCAUGUUCAUGUUCGGCGAUUCGUUCGCGGACACCGGGAACCUUCCGAGAACGAACAGCAGGAGCUCCCUGUCGCGUCAAUGGCACUACCCCUACGGCACCUUCAAUGGAAGUCGAAGUGGCAAUCCGCUCGGUCGCUUCUCCAAUUACUUGGUUCAGCCCGAUAUCAUCGCGAGGAUGCUAGGGCGCCUCGUAGGUCCUCCGGCGUACAAGCGCACGGUGAAGCACUACUGCGACCCGUCCGGCAUGAGCUUCGCCGUCGGCGGCUCAGGCGUGUUCGAGGUCCCGGAAAACCUGACGACCCUCUCCCAGCAAAUCGACAAUUUCGAGAGGCUAAUCAAGGAUCGAACCAUCUCCAAAUGGCACCUCGCCGACUCUGUGGCUCUCGUCGCCAUCUCCGGCAACGACUACGCGCACGGCACCAACUCCAGCGACGUCGCCAACAUGAUCGCUAUCAUCAAGAAGGUGACGACCGAGAUCACGGCGAAUGUGCAGCGGCUGCAGAAGCUCGGGGUGAAGAAGAUCCUGGUGAACCAGCUGCACCCCGUCGGCUGCACGCCGUGGCUGACUAGGCCGAGCAACUACACCGUCUGCAACUCCCGGGCCAACAUGGGCGUGGACCUCCACAACGGCCACCUGAGCAUAAACCUGCGCAAGACCAAGAACGUCCAUAUCCUCGACCUUGCCACCGCCUUCGCCAACAUCGUCAAUCCAGCCCCCGGUGAAGGCUCAAGGCAGGCCAAGAGGUUCGAGCACAAGCUGACGCCGUGUUGCGAGAGCUUUGACCCUGAGGGGUACUGCGGGCAGCUGAGUAAGAACUCGAAGAGGCUUUACACCGUAUGCAAGAACCCCGACCAGUACUUCUACUGGGACAGCGUGCACCCUACCCAGGCUGGCUGGGAGGCCGUCAUGAAGCAGCUGCAAAAGCCUAUGCUCAAGUUCCUAACAAAGGAUCAUUAA
Messenger RNA from Hordeum vulgare subsp. vulgare (domesticated barley), 1080 nucleotides. Its product is annotated as GDSL esterase/lipase At5g03610-like. The record is from RefSeq and is a predicted model, not a curated record. Bases 1 to 1080 code for a protein of 359 amino acids. Gene Ontology annotation, molecular function: hydrolase activity, acting on ester bonds. Lineage: Eukaryota; Viridiplantae; Streptophyta; Magnoliopsida; Poales; Poaceae. The transcript has 5 exons.